AAAUGGUUUCGAAAACCUCUCUUGGGACAAGAUGAAAUAUUUUACUCUGUCGUCAGUGGCGACAAUUAAGGAAAAUUCUACUGUUCCGGCUGGGUAUGAUAACUUAGGCUUGUCCCUAUGCGGCAAUGGAGGGAAGUGGCAACGGUCAGACAGACAGUGGAGCAGCUUAAAGGAAAUUCCUUCUCGAGGAUAGGAAUACUAUUCGCAAGAACAUACGGCAAUCAACCCAUCGGCUUUCCCUCCGACGAAGCAAUCUCAACAUCUUCUUCCCGCUUUGCUUGCUGUACCCAUUUCCAAACCCUAAUUGUUUCUUCCUUCUCCACCCACAUUUCGAGCUGAUUCCCUCACUCCACCAGCUCAAUCAUCCGAUCGGCAGCUUUCGGUCUAUUAGCUUCCCUCUGCGGUCUCCUAAUCUGUCCAAGAUGGGGCAGUUCGAGCUUCCGAUUGAAUCUUCUUUCUCAGCGAUGGAUGUUGAUGGUGGCGGCAUCUCAACAGCCUCUUCCUUGUCCAGUUCAGUACCACCACCUUCAAGGCGCAAAAAGGCUUUAUAUCAGUUUACACAGCAAAGUCUCCCAGCUUGUAAACCUGUCCUAACACCUGCAUGGGUCAUCUCCACUUUUUUGGUGUUGGGUGUAGCUUUUAUUCCUGUUGGAAUUGUUAGUUUGCAUGCUUCAAACAGUGUUGUUGAAAUUGUGGAGCGAUAUGACGCUGAAUGUGUACCAGAUGCAUAUAAGAGCAAUAAGGUGGCAUAUAUAAAAAAUGGCUCAAUUUCCAAGAAUUGUACUAAGUUACUAAAGGUGGAUAAGCUUAUGAAAGCUCCCAUAUACAUCUAUUAUCAGCUUGAUAAUUAUUACCAAAACCACCGGCGCUAUGUCAAGAGUAGAAGUGAUAAACAGUUAUUAGAUGGACUCCAAAACAAUGAUACGAGUUCCUGUAAACCUGAAGAAUCCAAUGGUGGUCUCCCAGUCGUUCCUUGCGGACUGGUUGCUUGGAGUUUAUUCAACGAUUCUUACAUAUUUACUCGUGGUGCGGUUCCAUUAAAGGUCAAUCGAAAGAAUAUUGCGUGGAAGAGCGAUCGUGAUCACAAAUUUGGGAAGCGAGUAUAUCCCUUCAAUUUCCAGAAUGGAAGCUUGAUUGGCGGUGGAAAGUUGGAUCCACAUAUCCCCCUGAGUGAUCAAGAGGAUCUUAUCGUGUGGAUGAGAACUGCUGCUCUCCCUAGCUUCCGCAAGCUGUACGGGCGAAUUGAAGAGGAUUUGCAUCCAAGUGAUUUGAUAACAGUAAAUUUAACCAACAAUUAUAAUACAUACAGUUUUGGUGGAGCAAAGAAGCUCGUUCUCUCGACAUCGAGCUGGUUAGGUGGAAAGAAUGACUUCCUCGGUGUUUUCUACAUAUUUGUCGGUUCUUCAUGUAUAUUCAUCUCUUUAGUCUUCUUAUUACUUCAUUUGAAGGACUCAAGGCCUUGUGGGGACGCAACCUUCUCAUACUGGAAUAGGAAGAAUGUUUCCCUUUGAGAGAGGGCGAUGCUUAUCCUUCCAAAUUGCAAAGCGAUUUUGUUCAAUCAUCACUCGGUUUGUCUAAAAUUGGUGAAAUGCAUCACAUAUGUAUUGAUAGAGAUAACUGCCUCUCGAUUGUUGGCUGUUCUCUGUAAUUCAGCAACUCACAGAGGUUCAUGUCAAAUCACGUCCCCGGUGUUGGCAUCGUCGGGCAGUGAAUUGGUUUUAAGUGCGGCCUUGUUGGACAUAAAUUAAGUAUAUGAGGAGAGUUUGUACAACUACUUUUCUUGAUAGAAAUCUUCUGCGUGAUUUCAUGAUAUUGUGUACGCACAUUUAUAUAUACCGAAUCAAUUCAUUAUUCUGAUUGAUACUGCA
Molecule: messenger RNA, 1868 nt
Organism: Punica granatum (pomegranate)
Lineage: Eukaryota; Viridiplantae; Streptophyta; Magnoliopsida; Myrtales; Lythraceae
Source: RefSeq, a predicted model, not a curated record